Penicillium concentricum is the source of this 1473-nucleotide messenger RNA. Its product is annotated as C2HC5-type zinc finger protein. Gene Ontology annotation, biological process: regulation of DNA-templated transcription. Gene Ontology annotation, molecular function: zinc ion binding. Gene Ontology annotation, cellular component: nucleus. Lineage: Eukaryota; Fungi; Ascomycota; Eurotiomycetes; Eurotiales; Aspergillaceae. The record is from RefSeq and is a predicted model, not a curated record. Bases 1 to 1473 code for a protein of 490 amino acids. The transcript has a single exon.
AUGGCCGAUCUUAGCGCAUGGGCAGCUCCUCGUCUCUCCCAGCUUCUCCCGCUGGAUCCAGACUCUCUUUCUCAGGUUAUCGAUUAUGCCGUCAGCCUCUCGAGGGAGGCAUGUGCGGACCACCUCAAAAACCUCCUCGGCGACUCCCCGGCCGCCCUAGAAUUCAUCUCCUCAUUUAAUGCACGCCGAGAACCCCAGCGACCGCCUCAGAAUCCUCCCACACAAAGCAGAGAUGCAUCGAGAUCAAGCGGAGGAGCCAAGAAGGGCAAAAAGAAGGCUCCGCUGCACAGUGCCGGCCCACCACGUCGACCCGACGACUACGGCGAUGUAGGAGGUGGCUACAAGAAAGCCGACGAAGAAGACUAUAUGUCUUCUCGAAAACCAGCUCCUACUCUUGCGCCAUCACCGCAUGGGUCCUCCGCCUCGUCGCGCAUUCCCUCCCCAUUACCCGCAUCAUCCCCGAAGCCACCACCAUCCGCGAGUGGCCCCACGAUCUCAGACAUGCUACCAAAUGUGCGAUCAAAAGUGAGCAAGUCAACACGUCAAGGUGGAGGAGGAUCGUCUUCCAAGGCAAACCCAGCUCUCACAACCAACGAUAUAUCCGACCUUACCGCCGCUAUCGCCGCGCUGGAGGUAUCGACGAAUCCGAGUCUGGGGGAGAGACGCAGUUGCACCUGCUACGGGUCACUGCACCCAGUAUUUGACCCGGCACCCAAUUGCCUCAACUGCGGGAAAAUUAUCUGCUCACUUGAGGGUCUACAGCCGUGCUCAUUCUGCGGCACACCGCUCCUCUCCGCUGAAGAAGUGCAAGGUAUGAUUCGGGAACUACGGGCGGAACGCGGACAAGAGAAGAUGCGCGUACACAAUGAAGGUGUUCAUCAUGAAGGGGCCCCUAGGCCUACUGGCGGGGCCGAACCUCCCAGCAACCUGGAUGCCGCGAGAGCACAUCGGGACAAGCUGCUCCAGUUCCAAGCGCAAAAUGCGCGUCGGACCAAGGUUGUUGAUGAAACAGCAGAUUUCGAGACUCCGAAUGUUGCCUCAACCUUGUGGAUGACACCCACACAGCGAGCACUGGCACUCAAGAAGCAGCAGCGCAUUCAGCGCGAGAUGGACGAGAAGGCUCGUCCUGAGUGGGAGAGGAAGAAGACUGUCAUGAGUCUUGAUAUAACGGGUGGCAAGGUCCGCCGAGUCUAUCAUUCCGCACCGGCAGAACCAACCCCAGAGGCCAGUGAGCCUGAACCUGUUGAUGAAAGAGGUGCGGCGGACACCCCGCGAGGACAACAUGCUUUCAGCCGCAACCCCCUUCUCGCAGCUGGUGGUCUUAUGCGACCUGUUUGGCGUGCGCCAGAAACAAAGCAGACCGAAGCAGCGGAACCAACUGAACGAAAACAGACUUGGCGACGUGUGCAAGAUGACAACGACGACAACGAGCAAUGGAUUUUGGAUGGAGGAAUACAUGGACACACCACUUAA